AUGUCAUUUACUUCGAUUCCCAUUCUGGACCUGCAACUCGCCCGGGACCCGGCCACCAAGCCCGAGUUCCUGGAACAGCUGCGCUACGCUCUCCUAGAAGUGGGAUUCUUGUAUCUCAAGAACGUAGGCAUCCCAGAGGACCUCUUCCAAGAUGUCAUCAAGAAGGGCAAGGGGUUCUUUGACCUGCCUCUAGAAGAGAAGCUCAAAAUCGAGAUGAAGAACGCAAACUCCUUCCUCGGGUACUCUCAGCUCUCUGCGGAAAUCACCGCCGGCGAAAUCGACCGCCGCGAGCAGAUCGACUUGUCCACCGAGCACCCUGUCCCAUCUCCAGGCGCUCCUCUGUACCACAACCUCCUGGCGCCGAACCAGUGGCCGGCUGAAGACUACGCGCCCGGCUUCCGGGCCACGUACACGGACUACAUGAAGCGCAUGGGCGACGUCUCCCUCUACUUUACGUCUCUCAUCGCCGAGGCCAUCAAGCUCCCCGGCGACGCCUUCAACAAGUACUUUGACGAGGACCAGCAGCACAAGCUCAAGAUCGUAAAGUACCCCGACAUGGCGGAGCUGGGGCAAGAGGGCGGCCAAGGCCAGGGAGUCGGGCCACACAAGGACAGCAUGCUGACGAGCUACCUGCUCCAGGCCACGUCCCACCGGGGCCUGCAGGUGCAAAACGUCCAGGGGGAGUGGAUCGACUGCCCGCCGAUUGACGGCACGCUGGUCGUGGCGAUAGGGCAGGGGAUGGAGGCCUUGACACAGGGCGUCUGCGUGAGCACCACGCAUCGCGUGCUGUCGCCGGCUGCGGGGUCCGGGGCCAGGUACUCCAUUCCCUUCUUCCAGGGGGUGAAGCUGGAUGCCGAGUUUGACGACCUGGAGACGGUGGGUGUCGGGAGGGUGCCCGACGAUGUGAGGGCGCAGAGGAGCAAGGUGAUGGAGCGGACGGGCGGGAGGAUUGACGACGUCGAGUUUACGUUUAGGGCGGGGGCCGUGGCCAAGACGUUGGGCGAGGCCGCGCUGAGGAACAGGGUCAAGAGCCAUCCGGACGUUGGGGAGCGGUGGUAUCCCGAUAUUCUGAGGGCCAUCAGGGAGGAGCAGGCUGCGGCGGCGGCGGCGGCGGCGGCCAAGAAGAGUGCUGCCGGACCGGGGCCCGCUGCUGGUGUUGCUCCAAAGGCGGUUGAGGCUCAUUGA
This is a messenger RNA of Metarhizium brunneum ARSEF 3297, 1185 nucleotides long. RefSeq lists its product as uncharacterized. The record is from RefSeq and is a predicted model, not a curated record. Gene Ontology annotation, molecular function: 2-oxoglutarate-dependent dioxygenase activity. Lineage: Eukaryota; Fungi; Ascomycota; Sordariomycetes; Hypocreales; Clavicipitaceae.